UUUAGUGUUGCUAUUACUCUCACGGGAGUUGGGCCAAUUAAGCCAAAUGAGAACCAGCUGCUCCACCUUAAGACUCAGAAGCCAAAGAUGGAGACCUACAGUACACACCUUGUCUGGGUGACAUUCAUUUCUUUAUCACUGCUUCUUUUGAAAUGCGAAGCCGAUGCUGCUUCACAACAAUUUCAAGCAUCAGUUUAUAACACUGUGAAUAGUAACACGUCCCUUUGCCACGAUGGGUUCAUGUCUGUUUACAUACCAAAGGUGCAAUUUGCUGAUCUUCCUUUCACCAUUUAUGUUCAAGAUGAACACAGCGGAUAUUACCAAGCCAUUGCAAUAGCAAAACAGUGCCACUACUUCCUUGGAGAAAGUGACACCUUUAUUAUCUUAACAGUUGCUUCCCAUGGCUGUUUUGUGAAAAGACACAAAUUCAUCACAAGCCUGACUGUUGUCAUCAUGGCACUUGCAGACAGAGGAAGAGUUGAUAUUGUCAAGUCAAUACCUCUCAUCUGUAGAGGGAAAAUUAAAGAGGCAAAGAAAAAGCAUUAUCCACCAGUGCCAAGACAGUAUUCCUGCAACAAGGAUGGGUUCAACAUUACCAUCCCCCAGAAUGCCACAGUCCCACCUCUGAACCUGGAAGCAGUUUGGAUCCCUUACAGUCAAAGCCAAAAUUGUAAACCCAAAAAAAGUUCCAAGGAUGCCGUCACUUUCAACUUUCCAUUCACUGAUUGUGGCGCUCAGUCCACGGUAGCAGAUGGGAUUAUAACCUACUGGGUCAACAUUGAGGUGAAACAACAUCCCCAGAAAGGCUCUAUAUUUCGUGACACUCCUUUCCAUCUUACUGUGCAUUGUAGCUUUGCACUGGCCCAAAUGACUCAACUUGGCAUUGAGGUUAAGAGAGAGAAAUCUGAGUAUCCAUCAACAUUGAAGAGCAAAGGAAUACUAAGGACUGAAAUGAGGUUUGCCAAAGAUUCCUCUUACAGGUCUUUCUAUUCCUCUCGAGACCCUCCAACAGUGACUGAGCUUGGCCAGCCUGUAUACGUGGAGGUGUUUGUCCUCAAACAUGAGGACAAGGACUUGGUGCUGCUGCUGGAGGACUGCUGGGCCACGCCGACUGAAAACCCCCAUGACCCACAACGAUGGAACCUGCUUGUUAAAGGGUGUCCUUUCACUGGUGAUAGACACAGAACUAUUGUAUUGCCAGUUGUGUCCAGUAAGGAGCUGAUGUAUCCCUCUCUUCACAAAUGGUUUGUGGUCAAGCUGUUCUCAUUUGUAAAGCCCCCAACAUUUGAAAACCAGGUAUAUUUCCACUGUGAUAUAGAGAUCUGUAAAGGACCAGACUGCUUACAGUCCUGCAGCAAUGGACAGCGUAAAUUAAGAAGAAUCACACCUGGGCCAGGACAGAGAAUUCUUUACAGUGUAGUCUCUUGUGGACCUCUUUUUAUCUAGUUUAAACAACCAGAAAAAGGACAGCUACUUCAAGUCACAUUUGGAAGCACCUAGACUGAGAACAGUUCUGCCAAGAACUGUCCAUGUUUUGUAAUAAAAAUAAAUCUAUACCUUACAAUAAUGGCCUUAGAAAGGCCUCCUUUACAUCAUUUUCAUUCUAUCAAGUCAACUCGUGCUGAUUUUAUCAAAUUAACCUUGAAUCAUGCAAGUUGUCAGGAGGGCCACUUUUAAAUUCAAGGUUCCUGUCCUCAAAACACGACUGGGUGAGCAGCAUUACCACUUGACAUUAAAACUGGGCGUGCACCAAAUGCCCUGUUCCAACCAGAGCCCUAAGAAGUACCUUUCUGAGUCACAUACAGUAACUUAGC
Messenger RNA from Xiphias gladius (swordfish), 1814 nucleotides. Its product is annotated as zona pellucida sperm-binding protein 4-like. Gene Ontology annotation, biological process: prevention of polyspermy; binding of sperm to zona pellucida. The transcript has 10 exons. Gene Ontology annotation, cellular component: egg coat. Gene Ontology annotation, molecular function: acrosin binding; structural constituent of egg coat. Lineage: Eukaryota; Metazoa; Chordata; Actinopteri; Istiophoriformes; Xiphiidae. The coding region runs from base 88 to 1446 and encodes 452 amino acids. The record is from RefSeq and is a predicted model, not a curated record.